Protobothrops mucrosquamatus (brown spotted pit viper) is the source of this 5025-nucleotide messenger RNA. RefSeq names its product NLR family apoptosis inhibitory protein (gene NAIP). NCBI's taxonomy places the organism in Eukaryota, Metazoa, Chordata, Lepidosauria, Squamata, Viperidae. The coding region runs from base 25 to 4146 and encodes 1373 amino acids. Gene Ontology annotation, molecular function: ATP hydrolysis activity; ATP binding; cysteine-type endopeptidase inhibitor activity involved in apoptotic process. The record is from RefSeq and is a predicted model, not a curated record. Gene Ontology annotation, biological process: defense response to bacterium; inflammatory response; detection of bacterium. Gene Ontology annotation, cellular component: IPAF inflammasome complex. The transcript has 14 exons.
UAUAAUCUUAAUUUUAGCAAAUUUAUGGAAGAAAUGGAGCUGGGUCACCAGCAAGUCCGCGAGCAACUGCAAACAGGGUUUAAUCCUACAAUGAGAAGUGAAGCCAAAAGGUUAAAAACUUUCUCCUCCAUAUCUGAAUCAACUUGGGCGCCCACAGAAAUGGCUGCAGCUGGCUUCUAUUACAACAAUGUGAAGUCUGCAGUACAAUGUUUUUGCUGUGGAUUAGUUUUGCUUACAAGAAGUUUGAAAACGUCACCUUUUGACAAACAUAAAAAUCUACGGUCCAGUUGCGAAUUUAUUUUAGGCAAAGAGGUUGGUAAUAUCUCUAAAUAUGACAUUCGAGUACGGAAUCCAGAGAACAAUUCUCUAGAAGUAAAAAAUAAAUACAAAGAAAUGGAGUCAAGACUUGAAUCCUUCACCAACUGGCCAUUUUAUUGCAAAGACAUACAGCCUGCUUUACUAACUAAUGCUGGAUUUUAUUUUACAGGCAUAAAGGACACAGUUCAGUGUUUUGCCUGCUCUGGGUGCCUGGGAAAUUGGGAAGAAGGUGAUGAUCCAUGGAAAGAGCAUGCAAAAUGGUUUCCUGAAUGUGAAUUUCUUCAAAGGGAGAAGUCCGGAGAUGAAAUUAAACAGUAUAUUCAAAGUUAUUGUGGAUUUUUAGGCAUUACGGGGAAGCAUUUUACAGCAUCUGCGAGGAAAUGUUUACCUUCUGACCCAGAGGACCUAGAACCCUUUCUGAACAUCUAUAAGGAUGAAGAGAUUCGGCUGGAAUCCUUCAAAACGUGGCCACAAGAUGCACAUGCUGAUCCAGCAAUUCUGGCUAAAGCAGGUUUCUUCUAUACAGGGAGAAACGAUACUGUACAGUGUUUUUACUGUAGUGGGUAUGUGUACAACUGGGAAGAAACUGAUGAUCCUUGGGAAGAACAUGUGAAAUUUUUCCCUCAUUGUAAGCUAUCAGAUCCAGAAAGAUGGAUAUCAUCGGAAAAUAGCAAAAUGCAACCAGAGGCUGAAUCACAGAAUGAAAAGCAAACAUAUUACAGUGAGAAUUUAAAUGAACUAGAAGCUGUCUGCUCAGCCGUGACCAACAUUGCUCUGGAUGACCACGAAUGGCUGCAAAGAAAGCUCUCAGAGGCUUAUAAUGAUUUCAGUUUCAGGAAAAUGAUUUCUUUUGGGGACCACACUCAUUUUGCUGUUGACUUGAAAUUGCUUUACGGGGAUCUGGCCAUUGUCUCCAAGGACAUCAAUAACCAACCACAGCAGCAGCUGACAUUGCCUGAGAUCCUGGAGAGCUUUUCUUCCAUCACAGUAAUAGAAGGAGAGGCAGGUAGUGGGAAGACUGCAUUGCUUCGGAAAAUAGCAAUUCUUUGGGCCUCUGGAUGUUGUCCCAUACUCAACAGAUUCAAGUUAGUUUUUUAUUUGUCCCUGAAAUCUGGAGAACGCGACCAAAGUUUGGCCGACCUUAUUUGUAGUCAGGUAGUGGGUCUCAGAGGGUCCUUGACUGAAGAUUGCCUGAAGAAUGUAUGUCAAAGUUUAACUAACGAGAUCCUGUUCCUUUUGGAUGAGUUUGACAAAAUGAAUGGGCUUCCCCAAGCAAUCGAAGAUUUGAUUCAAAAGAACUAUUUGAACAAACACUGCUUGGUUGUUGCAGUUCAUCCUCAUCAAGUUAGAGGAAUUCGCCAACAUGCAACCACUCUUCUCAGUAUUUUGGAAUUUCCAUUAAGUAGCACCCUCUAUCUGUUAAAAAAACUAUUUUCCCACAAUAUUCAGCUUUUAGAAGACUUUUUUAUUCAAUUGUCAUUUAAGGAGACCAUUUGUUCCAUAUUGAAGACUCCCCUUUUCUUUGCAGCCCUUGCCUCAUACUGGGCUCAGUAUCCAAAUGGCAAACAAGACACUGGUACUGUCAUUUUAAAAGCCUACAUGCUGUACAGCUUGUUGAAAUAUCCUCAAGAAGCGGAUCGCAUAAAAACUGUGAUAUCUGCUUGUGGUGAAUUAGCUUUACAAGGUCUCUUCAAAUCCCUCUUUAACUUCAGUGAGAAAGACCUGUCUGAAGUUGGGGUUAAUGAGGAGGAAGUUCUCUACUUUGGAUUGCUGACCAAGUUUACUACACAAAGGCUCCACCCACUCUAUAAAUUCUUCCACCUUUCCUUCCAAGAAUUUCUCGCAGGACAAAGAAUGAGUGAGCUCCUGGCUUCAGAUGUUCAAGCAGAUAUAAAAAAAGGCCUGGAAUACUUGCAGCAAAUCGACACAUUCAUGAAAAUUAAAGGGCGCUACCAAUAUAUUUUGAGAUAUGCUUGUAGCAAACCAUCCAAAGCAGUACCCAUAAUAAUAUCCCACCUACUGAAUUUACUCAGUUGCAAGAAGUCAUGUGAAAGCCACUCAGAUAAUACUAUUUAUCUGCAGCAAACUCCAGAAUUUGAAUUAAUGCAAUAUGAGCUUAUCAGCACUGUCUCUACUUUGGCUCCAGAAUGUUAUCACUCAGAAUUCACCAAAACGGUACUAGUAUUUGCUAUUGAGUUAGCUUAUCAAAGCAAUAUGGUUUCCAGUUGUGCACCUAUGAUUUUAGAGCUUCUGAUUGGGAAAGAGAUUUCUUUAGAUUUGUUGACAGAUGGAUUCAUCCGUAAAUUAUGUCUGGAUUAUCCAGAAAGUUUGUUCUUACCAAGUAGAUUUAAGAAAACGCUUUCAGGCAGGUUGGGCAAUACUUCUAUGGAUUCAAUGGAAAGUGUUUUUUUCAACUGGAAGGCUCCAUUGGUCGAACCAAUAUACACUCAUGCUUUUCAACUCUUCAGUAAUGUUAACCAGCAACUAAAAGAAAACACAGAAGCUAUUAAUAGUUUCAAAACCCGUAUACUCAGACAGAUUCCGGAUUCCAUAAUAACUCCAUUUCUCUGUGUGAAAAGCUGUGAGAAGAUUCCAUAUCUGAAAUUUGUUGUCCAUGAUAUGACUUCCCUUGAAGCUCCUGAUAUUCAGAACUUAAAAUUGCUCUUCUCAUUUUUUGAUAAUAUUGAGCUCAAUUUGUACCAUUGCAAUGGCCUCCUUGAGAGUAUCAAGCCGGUUAUCGAAGAGAACUUGAAGUCUUUUAAAAUCUGCAGCUUAAAUGAUAAUGAACUGAAUGAGCUGGAAGAAAACCUGCUUCUUUCAAUGUCUUCACUGGAAUCCCUUGACAUUAAGUGGAGCACUUCAUUACCAGAACUUUCAGAAACUCUCUUUGCAAAUUUGGACAAAUACACAUUUUUGAAGGAACUCUCGUUGGAUCUACCUGGCUGCCAUAAUAUAUUUGAUACAAUCCCAGAGGGGUUCAAAAAUCUUCAAAACAUUGAGAAAUUGAUCCUCUGCAAUAUUCAGUUUAAAACAAGUUCUGCCUGGCUAGUUGAAUUCAUACGGAACUUUCCAAAUCUCUCCGUCUUUCAUUUGAAAAACUCAACUUUUGUUGAUAUGGGGGCUCUUAUGGGUGCAAUGACUUCCUGCAAGAAGCUCACUGAACUUCUACUCAAUGACUUGAAUGCUGGAGAUAAAGCACUGUGUGCCCUUACUGCUGUUUUGCCAAAUUUUACAGAAUUAAAAAUACUGAAUCUCUCAGCAUUAUAUCUGGAAAACAAGGAAGCAAGUACAGCACUGGCAUUAGCUUUACGUUCUCUUAUGAAUUUGGAACAGCUUAUUCUACCUAGUGGAGAAGGAAUAAGACAUGCAGCUAAAUUGAUUGUUCAACAAUGUUUCCAUUUUCCAAAUCUUCGUAAAUUGCAGUUUAAUCUGUAUUUAAGUGAUGAAGGCCUGUUGGAAAUAGCGAAAGUAGCUGCUGAUGGAGGUUUCCAAAAACUUGAAUUUCUGGUCCUCUCAGUCAACCAUAAAAUUACUGAAGAGACUUGGAGGAAUUUCUUUCAAACAUUGUCCAACAUGUCAGCCCUACAAGAGGUGGAUUUCAAUCGCACAGUUACACAUCAAAUCAAAUGCCAAGCAGCAACCGUGAAGUCUUUUGUCCAAUGUGUUUCUCGACUGCCCAACCUCAGGACAAUCGGCAUGAUUGGAUGGUUGUUCGAUGAGAAGGACCUCAACAUGUUUGAGAUUAUGAAACAACAACAUCCCCAAUCAAAGGAUUUAACCUUAAUUUGGAAAUGUAUAUUGCCAUUUGCACCUAUUAUUGAUGAAUAAAGAAGUGGAAUGUAGUUCACUGUACAGUACAGUAAAGAAGUGGAAUGUAGUUCACUGUACAGUAUUAACAUUAUACAUAUUCUCACCAUUUAUUGUCUUGUUUUAAAAUUUACUCCACUGUCCUGCAAUAAUUUCUUUUUCACAACCAGAUUCCCAUUUUUCUGAAAGCACUUCCCCAUCAGUAUUGGUACCACUUCCUGAUUCCAUGACAUAGUUAGCAUGGGCAGCUGAGAUAAUUUAUUUACAGUUCAGCUGUAGCUCAACACAACUUGCAUUUCUGUAUAUUGCUGAAACUUAGUUGAAGGCCAGUUUUCACAUUGGCAGGAAAGCUGAAGUAGUCCAAAUUCUGUCAAGAAGUUCUGAUUUAUAAUCUAUGGAAUAGUGAUCAGCAUGUAGUUGGAGACCACCAUCCCAAGUCUAUCUGGGAAGAAUUACUGCUAUUUUAACCUCUUUUUUCUGUCACAUCUGUCAGCAUUCUUUUCUUCAUGUUUCAGCAUUUUUUUCCUAUUUCAGACAUAUCUAUUUUCAUUUCAGAUAGUAUUUAGCCUGCUUGCAAAAAAAUUUAUUUCUCCUUUGCUGCACUCAACUGGUAGAUAAUUUCUGCUGAUACUUUUAAGAUGUCCAUUUUUGUAAUAAUUUUACAAUUGUUAUUUUAUCUUUUUACAUGUUUUUCUGCUGUUCUUUAAAAAUAUAAUAAGCUUCAGGGAGAAGGUCAUGAUGUUGUUCAAGAUAUAUAAAACUGAGUUCAUAACUUGGACAUGGUUUCUUUCUUUUAGUCUUGGGAUCCUGACCAGAGGAAUUAUCCCGAUGUGUAUUGCUUGCGGGUUUUCUGUCUCUAUUAAGCAGGGAAACCAAAAUAUUACCUUAAUAAAUGUAUCA